This is a messenger RNA of Penicillium alfredii, 1689 nucleotides long. RefSeq names its product sugar porter family MFS transporter. The transcript is spliced from 4 exons. The record is from RefSeq and is a predicted model, not a curated record. Gene Ontology annotation, biological process: transmembrane transport; carbohydrate transport. Gene Ontology annotation, cellular component: membrane. Gene Ontology annotation, molecular function: carbohydrate:proton symporter activity. Bases 1 to 1689 code for a protein of 562 amino acids. Lineage: Eukaryota; Fungi; Ascomycota; Eurotiomycetes; Eurotiales; Aspergillaceae.
AUGGGACCGCCAUCGACAUCCCCAGCCGUCGGGUUAUCCGCAGCAGAGCUUCGACUACAGAGAUCCAACGGAUCCGGGAUCUCGGGGCUCUUCAAGAAUGGAAAAGUGUUUUCGAUCGCCUUCUUUGCCUCACUGGGUGGCUUUAUAUAUGGAUAUCAACAGGGCGUCAUCUCGCAGGCCCUGGUGAUGGCUCGCUUUAAGAGUGACUUUCCUAGCAUUAUCGGCUCAUCCGGAGCCACAGGAUGGCUGACCUCGAUUUUGCAACUCGGUGGAUGGGUUGGGGCAUUGUCUGCUGGCGUGUUCGCCGAGGUUUUCACUCGAAGACACACUAUCUUUGGUGGCUCUCUCUGGAUCAUCUUGGGGUCCUUUCUUGCGGCUGGGGCUCACAAUGGAGCAUAUCUCUAUGCCGGUCGUUUCUUUACGGGUCUCGGUGUAGGAACUUUGAGUGCUGUGGGUCCACUGUACAAUGCAGAGCUUGCUCCUCCCGAGAUGCGUGGUUUCCUGGUUGCGCUCCAACAACUGUCCACUACUUUCGGGAUCAUGAUCUCCUACUGGAUCGGCUACGGCACCAACUAUAUCGGCGGCACAGGAGAGAAUCAGUCUGACUGGGCAUGGCGCACACCCCUAGUGGUGCAAGGCGUGCCCGCCAUCAUUCUUGCCUUGGGAGUGAUUUCACUGAUACCCUUCAGUCCCAGAAUGCUAGUAGGCCGAGGACAAGACAACGACGCCUUGAAGGUACUAUCUCGUCUCCGUGGAGUCCCGCAAGACGACCCACUCCUCCAGAUCGAAUACCUAGAAAUUAAAUCCGAGGUCCUCUUCGAGCAACGCACAUUCGCCCAACGGUUCCCCGAUUUGGCCAAUGGCCGCAGCAUCUGGCGCCGCGAGUUUGCGCAAUAUACCAACAUCUUCCGCACCAGAGACAACUUCAAGAGGGUCGCUACUGCUGGCUUGGUCAUGUUCUUUCAGCAGUGGAGUGGCAUCGACUCGAUUAUUUAUUACGCCAGCUCGAUCUUCCAGACGCUCGGGCUGAACUCGGGCACUAUCUCUCUGCUGGCUACGGGCGUGGUCGGGAUUAUUAACGUGGUCGUGACCAUUCCGACUGUUAUGGUGAUUGAUAAAGUCGGCCGCAGGCCUCUUCUGUUGGUCGGGUCGAUGGGCAUAUUUUGUUCUAUGAUUAUUGUCGCCAUCAUCGUUGCCUUAUUCCAGGGCAACUGGCAGGACCAUGCUGCUGCAGGAUGGGCAGCCGUAUCAUUCAUCUGGAUUUAUAUCGCCAAUUUUGCCUAUUCUUGGGGGCCUGCCAGCUGGGUCUUGAUUACCGUGGGCAAUGCAGAAAUCUUCCCGCUGUCCAUCCGCGCCAAAGGUACCUCGAUUGGAGCCUCGUCCAACUGGAUGAACAAUUUCAUUAUUGCUCUGAUUGUGCCUCGGAUGAUUGAGGGCAUGGCAUGGGGCAUCUACCUUUUCUUUGGGGUGUGGCUGUUGCUUGGCGCCUUGUUUAUCUGGUUCUUUGUGCCCGAGACUAAAAAUAAGACGCUCGAGGAGAUGGAUCUGGUAUUUGGAAGUACUAUGGCUAGUCAGGACCGUGAGCUCUCGGCCGCGGUGAGAGCGGAGGUUGGGCUGACGGCGAUGUUGGAGGCGAGUCGAGAGCCCAAGGGAGAGGUGCAGGGAACAUCGCAUGUAGAGAGUGCAUGA